Messenger RNA from Culicoides brevitarsis, 4281 nucleotides. RefSeq names its product intermembrane lipid transfer protein Vps13D-like. NCBI's taxonomy places the organism in Eukaryota, Metazoa, Arthropoda, Insecta, Diptera, Ceratopogonidae. The record is from RefSeq and is a predicted model, not a curated record. Gene Ontology annotation, biological process: mitochondrion organization; protein targeting to vacuole; protein retention in Golgi apparatus. The annotation marks the transcript as partial. The transcript has 6 exons. Gene Ontology annotation, cellular component: extrinsic component of membrane.
GACAAAAACAAUCGAGAAAUCGCGUGAAUUUUGCUCGUUUUUUGCUAUUUAAAGCCCGAAUUUAGCGGAAAUUUCGUCAAAAACGCAUUUUCGAGCACUCGGUGCAUCGCGUUCGCAUCAAAUUCAUCAAAAUUACUUGUGAUAAGGCGCCCAACUCUGUUAUUUCGCAUCACGUAAUUCCCAGAGUCCAAUGUUUCAGCAAUUUCUCGCCUCUGAACGACAUUUCUGGCAGGCAACGCAGCAAUUUGAGAAAUGUUACGCGAACUAAUCGCCUGGGUACUGAACAAUUAUCUGGGCAAAUAUGUGGAAAAUCUAAAUACAGCGCAAUUAUCUGUCGCACUGCUUUCGGGCGAAGUCGAAUUAGAAAAUUUACCUUUAAGACCGGAUGCUUUACGUCAUCUCGGACUCCCGCUGAAGAUCCAAAGUGGCUCAAUUGGCAAAGUAAAGUUGCAAAUUCCUGUUACAGCGUUUCGUACUGCGCCAUGGUGCAUCCAAAUCGAGCAAAUUUACGUCAUUUGCGGACCCUUGAACCUCGACGAAUGGGAUGGCGAACAAGAACAUCAAGCCGACUUGGAUUACAAAUUGUCGAGUCUCGAUAGUUUGGAGGCACGAUGGCGUGCACAUCUCGAAGCAGGUGCCUCGGGCAGUUAUUAUGCGUCCUCGUACAGUGGUUGGUUGAGUUACGGAUCGUCGCUCGUGACAAAUAUCGUCGAAAAUCUCCAAUUGAAGAUCAAUGAUGUGCAUUUUCGAUAUGAGGAUACAAUUACUGUGGAAAAUUGUCGAUUUGCAUGCGGUGUGACAAUUGAAUCGCUUACCGCGGAAUCCUGUGAUAACAAUUGGGCAUCGAGUUUCAAUACGAACCAACAAUUGUCCUUUAAAUUAGUGGAAUUGAAUGCGUUGUCGCUGUAUUGGGAUCCGCUGAUACACGAUGAGACGCUUAGUGAGACAAAUUCCAAGGAGCUUGCCGAUGUUUUGUCCCAUAUUAAGUUUCAGCAUGAGUAUAUUAUUCAACCGGUGAGUGCGCAGGCGAAAUUUAAGCGCGAUCGGAGCGUUUCCGCGUUACGCACACGCAAUCGCCCACGACUCACGUGUGACCUUGUGUGGAAUGAAAUUGCAAUAUCGCUGAGUGAUAAACAAUACCGUCAAAUGGUUGAAUGCGUACGUGGUUUGGAUGACAUAUCAAAAUACCGCCGGUUUCGUUUGUUGCGCCCUUUAGUGCCCGUUAGCGAGAAUCGCAAGGCAUGGUGGUUGUAUGCGGCGCAAUGUCAUGGUCUUUUAAAAUACAUCAACUGUGAUCCCAGUAGAAUUGCCAAAGAAAAUCUCAAGUACAUCAAUAUUUAUACGAAAAUUCUCGCAAACCCAAACGAAACGUUGUCGCCCGAGAACAAAGAAUUCAAAGACGCCGUCGAAAGUGAACGUAACUACGAGGAAUUAAAACUUUUGCGGGAGAUUUGCAUGUUGAACCAACAACCAGUGAUAAAUGUGCAAGCAAAACGACAGGAAAACGCCUCGAAGGGACGUUCAAUGUUGCUUCAAUGGUUUCCUCAGAUGUGGUAUGGCAAACAAACGACUGACGAAAGCAUCACGGAAGACAAUUUACUCGCACUUGACGACUCAAGAGGCUUGGAUGACACGAAAGAAACGAUCGAAGAUGAAAUUUUGAAUGCAUUGGCGGAUUCUGUGGAAAACGAUUCGAUUUUGAAACGAGAUGCGGUCUUUGGAAAAUUUGAAUUUACCUUGAAAAAGGGCACUUUGGAUAUUUGUAGCGGCGGAUUCGGGUCUGAAUUGACACCAAUGUUGCAAUUGCAGUUCGAAAACUUGAUUUUGAGUGUCGAAAGUCGUCCUCGAUCCGGAUCACAUUUUCUCGGUUUGAGUCUCGGAUCAAUUUUACUCAAAGAUCGGAUAACGCCAAAUUCAGAAUUUCCGGAUUUAAUAAAACCGCAAGUGAAAGAUGAAAUGUUGAGUCGUACGAAAUCAGGAAGUGUGAGAAAAACACAAAAUAACUCGACAGAGCCUCUUUUUCAGCUGGAAUACGAAAAACGACCUUUGGCAUUAGUUGCUGACUAUCGUUUGCUCAUAAAAUCCCAAUCUCUGGAUAUCGUGUACAACGUUGGCGCCGCAAAAUGGUUACUUGACUUCGUUUCGCGUCCUCAUCAGAUGUCAGAAGCACGCAAAAAGAUCGAGGCAAUGAAAAAUAAGACAAAAAAAGAAAUUAUGAAGAAUUGGGAGCAAAUUCUCAAAGGUCACUUGAGUCAACGGAAGCAAUGGGCCUUCGAAAUUGACAUUUCCGCGCCGCAAAUCAUCUUUGUUGAAAAUUUCGCGGAUAAAAGUGGCAGUUCUAUUGUUGUUGUCGAUUUCGGAAGACUGCAAUUGACGAAUAAUGUCGUUACGCAACGCACAAAUGGUCGAACGAAUGGCGUUGUGCAAGAUGUUUCCAUCAAAAGUCCCGGCGGGAUUGAGAGCGAUGACGAAUCUGACAUGUUUUUGACGCCUUGCUCGACGCCGCCCGGUUCAGAAACGAGUAAUUCGCCGACUUUGGUGUCGGCAGCCUCUGAUCCGUUAUCGAAUUCGGAAACGUUGAAUGUGAUGGAUGACAUUAAUGAGGGAAAUUUGAUGGAUAAAUUGUAUGAACGGUACAAUUUGGAUCUGACGGAUUUGCAAGUGCUCGUUUGCAAAGGAAAGGAACGUUGGAAUUUUGCGAGUGCGAAGGGAACGUCGACGUUGCAUGUGUUGGAUCGAUUUAAUAUUUCAUUGCAAAUCGAACGUCGAAUUCUUCACACAACCGACCCGCAAUAUCCCAGUUUGACACUUUUGGGUCGUCUCCCGCGCUUAAAUGUGCACGUGAACGAAAACAAAAUUGCAGCAUUGACGCACAUGUUCAACAUUAUCACACGAAACAGUGUUUUCGAUUCGCCCAUGAAGUCAAAUAUCGAACAUCCUUUGUUGGAAUCGUUAAGUCAAGAAUCGCACGACGAAGACACCUUCGCCGAAGAGAUGAGUCAUCGCGAAUCCAAUAAACUCGUGAUAAUGCAAUUUUCCGUCGAUCAAAUGUCUCUCGAAGUCCAAAGCAGAGGUCGAAGCAUUGCCGAGUUACAAGUUACGGGAGUUCGUGCUGGAUUGACGCAAAGAGCGCACGAAACAAAUGUCUCGUUGAGUGUUCACGGAUUGUUGCUUGUCGAUGCAAUUCAAUCAUUUGGUCCGGAUUUCGAACUUUUGAUCGCAAGUCAUCGACACGUGGGCAUGGAUAGCGUUUCGGGCAGUUUGAGACAUAGCGAGCCAUGUUCGCCGUGCAGUCCAGGAUCGCCAGAUCCGAAUCAGAUGGAAGAUCGGAGACCAACGAGCCCGAUGUCGAUUCAUAAAGCGUUGAGUAGCUUGACAAGAGCUUCGUCUCCUUAUAAUAACUCAACAAUUGGCGCGAUGGAUGACUUAGAUGCGUUAAUUGUGGUCGACAUUCAAUUUAUCGAUGGAACGGGACUCAACGACGACGUUUCUCAUCAAAUUGCUAACAUUCAGUUCAAUAAUUUGGAUAUUAUUGCAAAUCAAGAAACCAUCGUCGAAUUAAUUGGAUUCGCCAACCGCGUUUUCCCCAAAAGUCGAAAACACUCAAACAUCGUGCCCCGUUUCCAACCUGAUUCAAGUCAAUUAGACGACUCGUCGUUAGAAAUCAACCAACAAGAAGCCCCAACGAAUCCCGUUCGCACGGAAAUCACUUUUGACUUUCACCGUUUGAAUAUUCUCAUCUUGCGAGCUUACAUGCGUGAUAAUUAUUUAGUAGCUCGCAAAGUUGGGACCUUGACGUUGUGCGAAGCAAAGAUAAAUGCAACUCUAUCAGAUACUGUCGAAGUCACCGGAUCUCUUGGAGGCUUACAAAUUCUGGAUUUAACGCCCGAAGGCGUGAAUCAUCAACGAAUUUUGUCUGUUGGAAAGGAUCCUUUGACAGAUCCGCCGCCUGUUGAUACGCACGAUGACUUAUUAGCAUCUCUGACGAACGAAGUUUAUCGCGGAAGUGGAAAUGGCAACAAAAUGGAACCGCUGAAGGAGAAACAAGCGUUAUCUUUUGCUAUUACGCGUGACAUUAACAUGUGCAUCGAUGUCAAAGUUCGCAUGGCUUCUGUUUGGUACAUCCAUUGUGCGCGUUUUUUGCAAGAAUUGACAUGGUGCGCCACGGAAUUCAAGCAAUAUCUGAAAACUUUGGCGAAAUCAAUCAAAGAAAAGGCUGCCGAUAUGGCUUUGGGUCUUGUUCAACCGAGAGCUGAUAGCACAAGUACCCCCAUGAAAAGC